UGGCAAGGCUCCGGUGCGCGCCGAGCGAGCUAGCCAGCUAGCUGAGCGCCGCACCUCUGGCGUACCAUACCGUUGAUAGCAUGCUGUCGUCGAUGUCGACCUCCAACAAAGCUCGAGUUCAGACGGGAUAAUAUUCGCUCCUCAAAGGACCACAAAGGUGAAAGUGACAUUAUAAGUGCUUGCUGAUAUCUUCUCUGGAUGUAGAGUUGUAGACAGAUGAUUGGGCAAGGUUAUUCCAUGAUCUUUGCACGUUCAAGGGUGAUACUACAGGAGCUGAACAAGGUAUUGCCCUCAACAUUGUGGUCACAACAGUUAAGAAGUGGAAGGUUAGCAGCAAUGGCUUCAAUACAUUCCUUCACUCAUGAUGUUUUCCAACCCCCAGCAGACAUUAUGCCUUCAAAUUCCAUCGAUAAAGAAGCAUUCAAGAAAACCGCAACCAUACCUGCCUUGAAAGUCAACAAACGAUGCAUUCAUAAAGUCCUCAAGGCGUUCAAGAUGGCCACGUUCAGUCGACCUCGUUUCGCUGUCAUCCGUGAAGUUCUGACCAACCCUGAUGAAAAGUUCUUUCUCCUGGAUCCACAAAACAUGUGUGAUUUAGAAGCAAUGACAGAGAGACAGCAAUCUGUACUGAAGGAGAAUGAUGUGGAGGAGAGGUUACAUGAGUAUACCUUGGAGCUGACUUACAAGGACUGGCAACCCCAUGAAGUGCUUCAGCGAUUGUUACCUGACAGUGUAGAAGUUCCCACGGGCUUUAGCAGAGUUGGCCAUAUUAUGCACCUGAACCUCAGACAGGCUCAAUUAGAGCAUAAAAAGCUGAUAGGGGAAGUUUUGUUGGAGAAGACUCCAGGCAUCAAGACGGUGGUCAACAAACUCAAUGAGAUUGACAAUACUUAUCGAUUCUUCAACAUGGAGUGCAUCGCUGGGGAGCCUGAUACUGUGGUUACAGUUAAAGAAAACCAUGUAGCGUAUUCCUUUGACUUUGCUAAGGUGUACUGGAACCCCCGCUUAUCAACAGAACAUCAGCGGAUCAUUGAGAAAUUGCACCCAACGGACGUUGUAUACGACAUGUUUGCAGGUGUUGGGCCAUUUGCCAUUCCUGCGGCAAAAAAGGGAUGUGAAGUACACGCCAAUGACUUGAAUCCUGAAUCCUUCCGAUGGUUGGAGGUAAAUGCCAAGCAGAACAAACUCUCUAGCAGAUUAAAGGCAUCAAACUUGGAUGGUAGACAGUUUGCAGUUGACAUUGUAAAACCAGACUUGAUCACCAAAGCUAAAGAAGGCUUCAAAUACAAAGCGCACAUUAUCAUGAACCUGCCUGCCAUUGCCGUUGAGUUUCUAGACAUCUUCCCUUCUCUACUGAGUCUAGUGCCUUCGGAACUCAAAGAUAAAAUCCCAGAGGUUGUAGUCCAUUGCCAUGGCUUCUCCAAAUCAGACAAACCCGCUGAAGACAUCCAGAGCAGGGUAGAGGACAUCUUGAAGUGUAGGUUGAACUGUCCAGAGAUCCAUGAUGUCAGGGAUGUUGCUCCCAAUAAAGAAAUGAUGUGCAUCAGCUUCUCUAUGCCUUCAACUAUCUUAUGUGCUCCGACUAAUGGAGAUAUUGGUGGAGCAGGAGAUCAUCAGACUGAACAUCAGACUGAACAGUCAGGGAGUGCAGAAGGAUCAGAAUCAGAUCAAGAUGGACCUGCUAUAAAGAAACCAAGAACACAUUAAUUUUCAUAUUCAAGAACUAUUAUGUAUUAUUUCCAGGACAAUUCCAACAUUGAUUUCAUUAUGAAACAUGCUUCCAUGGUAAUCAUUUGUUUCCUAAUAUUACCUUGAGAUUUAAGUAAGUAAUCAGCUUAAUCAUUGGAUGUUUUGUCAUCAGAGUUGAAGCCAAUAGUGAGUAUUUGCAUUAAAGCCCCACUGCACUACUUAUAAAUACUUGCGCCUUCUAUACAGCCAACAAUGCCUAAGCAGUACCCAUUGAUUCCCCAUGAUGCACUUAUGUUAAUUGAGAGCUGAAUUGAUGAGAUAACCAGCUGCCAGUGACCUUGCAGGGAGGUCUAAUCCCUCCUGUCCAAACUAGUGCAGAGAGGCUUGAAAGCUUCAUUUCAAGAGAACAAUUUGAUAUUUGAUAUUUUUUCAUGUACAUAACAUCACAGGUCAUGUGCUUGUUCCAGCACACUUGACAAUUGUACUUUAUGACCCUUUAGAUGAAGUCUUCCUCCAAAUGUAAGCAAAUUAACUAGACUGCACAGAUAUGUACAUUUGGGGAUAUGUGUAAUAGUCUAGCAGGUAGACAACUAAAUGGCCAGGAUGUACCCCUAACAUUUCAUUAAUUACUCAACAGUCAGAUAUUUUUCUAUAGAUUCCACCAGAGAUUAUGAAUCUAUUGUGACAUUUUGUUAAGUUAUGUUACAAUCUAUUUAUGUAAUUAUUUCUAAUAUUUGUUACCAGAAAAUAAGAUAAUCCUGAAGAAGUGGAUAGACUAAUAUGAAAUAUAUAAUCUGAAUAAAAUGUUAGGACGUUUUUAGUGCUGAUUGGGAUGGGGGAGGGGUUGAGAGGCCUUCACAAAUUUGCAGCAUAUUCAUAAGAUAUAACAUGAAAUUUAUAUUUCAUGCCAUGCCACAUUAUUGCGUACAUGUAGUAAGUCUAGUCUUCAUCUCUUUACAAUGUCUAGUAAGCACUUGUACAACACAUUUGAGAAGCUAUCAUUUAAUUUGUAAAUAGGGUGCCUUGUUCCAACUUCAUAUCAGACUCAUAUAUAUGAAACUAUUCAGCUGCAAAACUUGGAAAAAUAUGAAUACCGGUAAUGAAGAUUAAAACAAGAAAACUAAAUAAACACUAUCAUCAAAUUCAUCUAAAUCAAGAGUUUGUUUUUUAGUAUAGGUAUAUGCAUACUAUUUGAAUCUUUUUAAUCAUUUUUAAGAAAUUUGUGGUGAACAAUUUUUUU
Messenger RNA from Strongylocentrotus purpuratus (purple sea urchin), 2929 nucleotides. It is a transcript of the gene trmt5, whose product is annotated as tRNA (guanine(37)-N1)-methyltransferase. Gene Ontology annotation, biological process: tRNA N1-guanine methylation; mitochondrial tRNA methylation. Gene Ontology annotation, cellular component: mitochondrial matrix; cytoplasm. The transcript has 4 exons. Lineage: Eukaryota; Metazoa; Echinodermata; Echinoidea; Camarodonta; Strongylocentrotidae. Bases 217 to 1707 code for a protein of 496 amino acids. The record is from RefSeq and is a predicted model, not a curated record.